Molecule: messenger RNA, 6330 nt
Organism: Toxoplasma gondii ME49
Lineage: Eukaryota; Apicomplexa; Conoidasida; Eucoccidiorida; Sarcocystidae
Exons: 1
Coding region: 1-3954 (1317 amino acids)
Source: RefSeq, a predicted model, not a curated record
AUGCCGCUGCAGCCUUGCUCGCCGAAACCGCAGUCUCGCGUGAGACCCCACACGCAGGUCCCCCUCUCAAACCUCAAACUCCACAGGACCUCUUCUUCUCUCUCUGCUUCCUCUCUCUCUGCUUCUUCUCUCUCUGCUUCUUCUUCUUCGUCUUCUUCUUCUCUCUCUGCCUCUUCUUCGUCUUUCGCGCUGGCAGCCGCCGCGGACUUUUGGCGGUCGUACGUGAGAGCUACGGAGCCGGCUUUCCGGGGAGGCAGAGAAGCGAAGGAAAGAGAAACUGGAAGAUGGCAGAGGACAGAGAAGGGAGGAGAGGAAUCAGAGGACGCAGACAAAGGCGAGGAAGAGCGGACUGAGGAGAGACAGGCAGCGUUUUUGUGUGGCGCUCGCGCCUGGGAGAUUCGCUCGUCUUCGCAUGCAGAGGAAACUUGGAGAGGAAAAGGCACCGACGAGAAAGUCCAGGAUUCACGAAGAGAAGCCGAUUUGGAAGAGAAACAGACAACAGAGACAAAGGCGCACAGGAGACGCGCAUCUUCUAUGAACAUCUGCAGCCAAAACGGAUUCCACCCAGACAGAGAGAGAAGCCUUGAAGCGCCAGGAGAAGAAGGAGAAGAAGAGGAACGAGGAGAAGACGAAAAGGGAGAAAGAACAGAGGGGGGUGGAACGAAAGAGAGAGGCGAUGGAGGAAAAUAUGACAUCGUGGAAGGAGAAGAAGAAAUGAAAGGAGAAGAAAAUUUAAAGGAAGGGCGUGGAAUGGCAGAGAGAGAAGAAGAUGGAAGAGGAGAACUUCUGGAAGAAGAACUGAAAGAAGAGGGAGAAGGAAGUGGAGUGGAAGAGAAAGAAGAUGAAGGAACAUGUCGAGAAAGAGAGGAUGAAACGGAAGAGAGCGCCGAGAGAGGUUCCUUCGGAGAUACCUCCACACUCGCAGCAUGCCCUUUCAGUCCUGUGAAGGCAGAUGCUCCUUUUUCGAAAAGAUUUUCGCGCUUAUUUUUUUGUGGCUCUUCACCUGGUCGAGUUGAGGAAGAAUUUUCUUCGUCUCUGCACAUGAACUCUCCAGGAGAAGAAAAAUCCGCAGGCGGAGGCAUCUCGUCUUCUUCCCUUGUCAGCCCGUUAAGCUCCUUCAUUUCCUCUUCCUCUCUCUCGUCUUCUUCGUCUGUCUCUUCUUGCUCUUCCUCUCUCUCGUCUUCUUCUUCCUCUUCCUCUCUCUCGUCUUCUUCUUCCUCUUCCUCUCUCUCGUCUUCUUCCUCUUCCUCUCUCUCGUCUUCUUUCUCUUCCUCUCUCUCGUCAUCUUCUUCCUCUUCCUCUCUCUCGUCUUCUUCUUCCUCUUCCUCUCUCUCGUCUUCUUCUUCCUCUUCCUCUCUCUCGUCUUCUUCUUCCUCUUCCUCUCUCUCGUCUUCUUCUUCCUCUUCCUCUCUCUCGUCUUCUUCGUCUGUCUCUUCUUGCUCUUCCUCUCUCUCGUCUUCUUCUUCCUCUUCCUCUCUCUCGUCUUCUUCUUCCUCUUCCUCUCUCUCGUCUUCUUCUUCCUCUUCCUCUCUCUCGUCAUCUUCUUCCUCUUCCUCUCUUUCGUCAUCAUCUUCGUCUGUCUCUUCUUCCUCUUCCUUUUCCUGUUCCUCCUCCUUGUCUUUUCCCUGUCCGUCGGCGCAUGCGGUGUCUGCUCUCCCCUGCUCCUCUCCUGGGGCAGCAGCUGCCAAGAGGCCUUCCGUCGUCAUUCUUCUGUCGCUUCCUUGUCAGAGUGCGUCGCCUCCGCUGUCUUCCCUUUCGUCUCUCUCUUCUCUCGCGCCAUGCUUUGCUCGUCUGCCGAGAGAGAGCAGUCGCCUCAGAGUGCUGCUCUCUUCUCUUUCGUCUUCCCCAGUUUUCAACUCUCUCGCGAGUCGCCUGGAGAGCGAGCCGCGUCGGAGAGAGCUCAGUGGAAACUCGGCUGGCGAAGAAGAAGACGAAAGUGAACGCGAAGGUGAAGAAGAGGACGAAGAGACUGAAGCGUCACGAGCCUCUUCGCAGUCGGGAGUAGGACAGCUUCCCCCUCCUCUCGCCGCCCUGCUUCUCUCUCUCAAGUUGUCUUCGGCCUUCUCUCCUGUGUAUAGACAGUCUCUGCACUCCCUUCCAGUUUCGGAGGUUCAGGCAUGGAAGGCAGGAGAGGCGACUCUCUGCUCUGGGACUGCUUCGCCGGCAGGUCGAAGAAGAAGCGCAGGAGAUCGAGACAGUCGUUCUUCUCUGAGGAAGAAACAGAGAACUGGCGCGCGAGGAAUCGCGGAAGGGAUGGGAGAGGGAGGAGCUCGAGAGGAAGAGAGUGCAGGUCGAAGAGAGGAAGAAGAGAAGGCGACAGAGACGGAAGUGAGCUCGACGCUGAGAAAAAAAGUGAGGAAGAAAGACAUUUUUCAUCCCUACCUCUUUGUCCUCGUCGGAUGCGCUGUCUCCGGAGACGCAGCGGCCGCUCUACACCUCCUUCGAGCGAUUUCUCUCAUGGAAAAAAUGCGGAGAGAGAACGCAGAGAAGGAACAAAUGGCGACGAGAGAGAGAACAGGAGACGCAGCGGACGAACGACACAGAGGGGAAGAACAUGCAGAAAUCUGGGAGGCCAGCAACAUGACCAGCAGACUUGAUGGAGACAAGCAGAACGGAGAAGAACAGAAAAAAGAGGCAGAAGAAAAGGGAGAGAAGGUGACAAGUAGUGAAAAAAGAAGCGACCUGUCUUUUUCCAUCGACAUUUCGGAAGUCAUUCUUGCGUGCAAUGCUGCAAUCGCGUCUGUCCUCCUUCUCUCACCGGGUGGCUACAGGGAUUUGUGUUCCCUUGAAAACAGUGGAGAAAAGCAAGAAGAAGCAUCACAGGUUGGAAUCACUAUGUUCGAAGAAUUCUGUCUUCGGCCUCUUCUUCUCCUUUUGCAGUCUCCAUCUGCUCUUGCUCAUUUUCUUCAACUCACUCUCUCCACUCUUACGAAGGCCCAGACCGUGAGACAUUCCACCGCCAUCUCUUCUUCUUCUCUCUCUUCUUCUCUCUCUUCUUCUUCUGUCUGCUGUGGACAGAAGGGAGAAGGUGACGUCUUGGGGGGCAGAGGACCUGGAGACAGAGAGGCAGAGGAGACGGCGGGAGAACGGUGGAGAGAGGCCGCACAAGACGUUCUGCGAGUGCGUCUCUCUGCCUGCAAGCUGCCUUUCUUCACACGGAAAGCGACGCCCGUUCAGGGAGAAAAGGAGCAGGAAACUUCUCCCUCUUUUUCUGUUUCUUCUCUCUCCGAGCUUUUCUCUUGGGCGACAGUCGAGGCUUCCAAGGAGCGUGUGAUCGUUCCCAGUCUCCUCGUCAGCCGGCGAGGCACCGUCGGUCUCUGGCUUCUCGUUGCUGCUGCCCUUUACAUUUUCCAUAGAACAAAGAGAAAGACGACAACCUGCUCUGGAAGGUCGUUCGAGUUUUGCAGCUGCGAGAAAGGUUCGAGUUCCGCUUCCCUUCUUCCCCUCUUGCGCAGGCCUUCCUCUUCGCCUCGUGACUCUCCUGUUUCGUCGUUUUCGUCAGCUGCUUCGCUUCUAUCUCGCCUUCUCGCUUCCUCUUUCCAGUCUCCUGCAGAGCGGCCUCGCUUUGCAGUGUCGCAGCAAGACCCACGGCGCUCUCCAGUUCGGCCCUGCCUCAGUUGCGUGUCUUCCUUCUUUCUCUUUCUUCUGCUCUCCGCUGAAGACGCGAGACAUCGCCUCCGGACUCGAGCGAACUUCUCCCUGUCUCCACCCCUGUCCCUCCGGAAGCUCCCGCGGCGGCGGUGGAGCCCAACGCACCCUGCCGGGACCUGCCCGACGUCGCGAGACGCGCAGCGAAGCAGAGAGGCGCGAAAAGAACCGACAGCAGAGACGGACGAGGAACGCAGCAUGGAAGAUGGUUCAGAAAACAAUCUCUUCGGGUGCGACGACAUUCGCCGCGUCGUCCAGUUCAUGAUGCAGCUGUUCACGAAGCCAUGCAGGGCGCGUAGAAGCUGAGGACCGGCGCUUCCUGCUUUUCAUGCUCUUGUCCUGUGGACAAGGACGAGACAGGAGCGAUCGAUUCGCGUUUCAGCGCCAGAGAGAUCUCUCCCGCGAGCAGUCAGCUGCCCCCGUCCGUUCGCGUCUCCUGGGCCGUCGAAGGCAGCGGCCUUUCCCAGCAGAAACCUGCAGCUGAGUUUCAGGACGCGGAACUCUCAGUGGCGCGAGACACUGCUCCUCGAGGCCUCUCCCGUGCUUUCAAGAGAAUCCCCGGACGACUGGACACAAGAGUUGUCUGUUUAUCUCCUCGAGGAGGACAACCGACUCCCGGCCUCUCUGCGUUGUCAGGCUGUCAUCUUGGACACAGGACUGAGUUUCUCGCAAGGCCGACUACCUCGAUUUCGUAGAUCUUCGAAUGGAACUUGCAUGUGACAGUUUUUUAUUUUUGAAGUAGCGAGAAGCCCCGCAAGCCACUGGUUUCUGCGGUGAGGAGAGGGCAGUCAAGAGGGCGCGGAAAGAAGCGAACCUGCGCCUUCGGAGUUUUCUUCGAAACUCGCGUGCGACUCGGAGGCGCGGAGCAAAUGGUCUUUCCUCCAUUUCUCUUCUUCGUGCCUAAGGCUCGGAGAGACUCUUGCACACCGCUGCCUGCAAGCCGCGCGACGUCUCUUGGCUCGUAAAUCUUUUGAAGAACUUGGCAGUCCAAUCCUAGUUCGUCUGAGUCUGUGACACAAAAGGGAGGUGCCCUCAACCAUGCUGCUUUUGCUUUGCUUUUGCGUAGACGAUGGCGCCUCCUCUGACUGGGGUUUCAACGUCACGUGUACGAAAAAGUCGAGCUUCCAGGGGAGUCUGACUCGGAUUGCAAGCGGGGAGAGUUCAGUGUGUUGGCUACUUUUCAGUCACAAAAAUACCAUUAUUUCACCGUUGAACUAGGUCAAGGGUAGAGCAACGGACUGAAGCACUGGGAGCAACGCGCACAAAUUCUCUUUUGUCGCAGGUAAAACGGCCUCCACCUUGAGCUGUUUUCUGGCUUCCUCUGCCACCGAGUUGUAUUUUAGCAGGAAAAGAGUUAAUCUAUAUUGACUCGCCAGAAUGCCGUGGUAAACAUAUUUUAUGACUUUCGGGGGCAGAGGAGCAGAGCAAAUCGGAUCUCCACGUUCGCAAGAUAGAAGGGCGUUUGUCGACAGCCAUAAGUCGCUGUUCUCUCGAAUGGCGCAGUCGCUGAACCGCUGUGAGUGAAAGUAGAAUAUGUCUGAACUAGUGUGAUACACCCUGUAGAAAAAGACAAGGCACACUUGACUACGAAAAGAGGCGUUUCGACGGUUCAUCUGUGCCUGUGUCAUACCCUCCACGUGUAUAGCCCAGCUGGCGAGCGUGGUGGAGUGCUUUAGAGUUGAGAAGACAGGAUUAAAAAAAGUCGACAAAUCAACCUCAAGAACUCAACCGGCACAUUCCUGGCCGACCGCGAAGAAGGCCUGCACAGAAGAAGUUGCGCAUUCAUGAGGGAAGAAGUCGUGGUACAUCGGGUGCUCUCCCUUUGGCUGCGUCUCUCUCCGCCCACAAGGCGAAAAGGACCCUCGAGAAAAAGACAGCAGAGAGAGAGGAAGACUGGCGUUCUUUCACCGAUGGUCGCAGCCACACGAACGCGGUGUUUCACCUCAGGUCGACAGAGGCGUCGUCGUACAAGCGGAAAUUCCAGCAACAACGCGAGAGGCUGCUUCUCUUCCACUCGACGCCCGGCACGCCCCUGGGGACCCAUCGCUGCGGUCCCGACGUUUGCAUCGAAAAAUCGGAAACAAAGACCAAGGAAAAAACGCCAAACACCCACACAUGCAUCUACACACACACAUCCCUAUCAACAUGAACCAAGUGCAUAUAUAUAUAUAUAUAUAUAUAUACAUACAUGUGUUUGCGUAAAUACAUGCGAUUUGGACGAAGAAAGUCGAUGCAUUCGAUUUUUUGUGUUGGUUGAGAGAGGCGAUGCGUCCACUGCGUUGCGUCAAGUUCUUCUUGCCUUUCGCCUGUCUCCAAUCGGCGGCUUUCUCCGCAAAUUCACUUUUCCUCAGAACGACGCGACUGUUGUUCCAGUGCCCUCAGCCUCUUCUCUCUGAGUAUCUCUAGGUCCGCUUGGCCCCGCUCUUCUUUUCGCUCUUCUUUUUCCGAUUUUUCUGAUUUUUCUUCUGAAUUCCUCGCUUCUUUUUCGGAGCUGCUUCGCGGGGCGUCGCCGGCGACUGGCAGCGCAGGCGAGGAAGGAGAUGCGGAUGGAGACAGAGUCCGCGACACAGAAGAAGAGUCUUUCUCACGGCCUGCCUUGGCUUUAGCUUCGGCGAGUUGUUGCUGGUGUUCGAUGAACUCGAAGACUGAAAACAGAAAAUCGGAGAGAGAUUGUGCCUCUGU